This is a messenger RNA of Parnassius apollo (apollo), 279 nucleotides long. The record is from the annotation of a GenBank genome assembly. NCBI's taxonomy places the organism in Eukaryota, Metazoa, Arthropoda, Insecta, Lepidoptera, Papilionidae.
AUGUCUUCCUAUCAGCUUUGGCGAGCUAAAAAGAUUAUUAACUUACUCAACGAAAAUAACGCAGAAAAUACAUGUCAAAAUUUAUCACCUGAGCAAUCUCCUAACAAUGAAUUAUUAUUAUCAGAGGUUGAAAAUGUAGAAUUUGAAUAUCUUAAUAUUGGCUUAUCUGACACACUAGAAUUACCUACCUUACCUGAAAAUUGUCAAAUUGUACCUAUAACUAAAGCAACAGAGGAACCCAUUGUUAUUGAAAUGACUGAACCUACCUUACUUGAGUAG